AUGAAACCUAAAAUUCUUUCAUGGAAUGUUCGUGGUUUGAAUGACCCGAACAAGCGCCUCAAAGUGAAAAACUUAUUACGGGAUUGGAAAGCAGAUGUCAUAUGUUUGCAAGAGACGAAAUUAAAACCCAUUGAUAGACACAUCAUCAGAAGCCUUUGGAAUUGCUCUUAUGCAGGCUGGACCACCCUCGACUCCAAGGGUGCUUCAGGGGGCAUUUUAGUAAUGUGGGACAAGAGAGCAGUUAACUUAGUGGAAGAAUGCAUUGGGGAAUUUUCGUUAGCAUGCUCUUUUUCGAAUGUAGAUGACGACUUUGUUUGGGGAUUUGCAGGAGUUUAUGGGCCAAAUGACGACAGUAGCAGGAAAUUUCUUUGGGACAAGAUAGCUGGCUUAUGUAGUUGGUGGGAUAUUCCAUAUUGUAUUGGAGGCGAUUUUAAUAUCACCCGUUUUCCGAGUGAACGCUCAGGGGCUUCUAGCAUGGGCUCAGCUAUGGCUGACUUUUCAGCUCUUCUUUUCGAUUUAGACUUGGUGGAUCUCCCUUUAGUUUGGGGAAAUUUCACUUGGUCAAAUGGGAAGCUUAAAGCAUUGAAGAAUGAUCUCAAAAUAUGGAACUUGGAAACCUUUGGGAACAUCAAUGACCAGCGGGACAAGCUCUUUGCAGAAUUGCAACAAUUUGAUGAGAGAGAAACGGUAAGGGCUCUAUCUACCGAGGAUACGACAAGAAGAAUGAUUGUAACCACUGAGCUGGAAAAAAUUUCCCUUAUGGAAGAAAUCUCGUGGAGGCAAACAUCACGAGCUCUCUGGUUGAAGGAAGGGGACAGGAGCACAAAGUUUUUUCAUCGGGUUGCAAACUCCCAUAGAAGGAACAACGCCAUAGAGGUCAUUCAUGAUGAAGGCAGGGUUAUAUCGGGCCGAGAUGCUAUUAAUGACCAUAUUGUCCACUUCUAUGAUAAGCUUUUGACAGAGCAGUACUCUUGGAGACCUAAAGUGGACGGACUAGUUUUUGAUACCAUUGAACACACAAGUGCGGCUUGGUUGGAGAGGCCUUUCGAAGAAGAAGAAGUGUUUGUUGUGUUAAAAGGUAUGAACAAAGAUAAAGCCCCAGGACCAGACGGUUUCCCAAUGGCUUUCUUCCACGCUUGUUAG
Messenger RNA from Carya illinoinensis, 1143 nucleotides. RefSeq lists its product as uncharacterized. The record is from RefSeq and is a predicted model, not a curated record. The transcript is spliced from 2 exons. NCBI's taxonomy places the organism in Eukaryota, Viridiplantae, Streptophyta, Magnoliopsida, Fagales, Juglandaceae. Gene Ontology annotation, biological process: DNA repair. Bases 1 to 1143 code for a protein of 380 amino acids. Gene Ontology annotation, molecular function: endonuclease activity; DNA binding.